Molecule: messenger RNA, 3150 nt
Organism: Trypanosoma brucei brucei TREU927
Lineage: Eukaryota; Euglenozoa; Kinetoplastea; Trypanosomatida; Trypanosomatidae
Exons: 1
Coding region: 1-3150 (1049 amino acids)
Source: RefSeq, a predicted model, not a curated record
AUGCGACGUGUGGCAGAGGGUCACCCCAUGCUACUCCUUACAUUAUCUCCCCUUCACAGAAUCCGCCAGGCUCGUGUAUUGAUUUCAAAGGUGUGUGAAGGGAGUGAUACACCUGGUGCAAACGCUACAUGUGAUAGUGACAUAGUGAGCGAGUGGCAUGAAUUGCAACUAAACGAGCAAACACUAUACGCUACAGAUCGAGUCAGUGCUGAGAGCAAACACCAUGUCGCGCAACCUUCUUGGACACCACUUUCUACAGAAGAAUACCCCAUGGGAGGUGAAUUGGAACUCGAUAUUGGUGGUGAUAGCGACGAUACUGUUGAGCCUGAGUGUGACGAUAAGUUUGAAAAAUUGUUUAUUCUUGAGUUGGUUCAUAGCGCAGUGUCUGGAAUGAGCGCAGAAGAUUCAUCUACAUUUUGCGUUUUGAAGUUGUGCGUGGAUAUUGUCGUGGAAUCUCUUGAGCGUCUGCAGAAUGUUUCUUACCCGCGGUUCACAGUUACGUCGAAACCUACUGUAGGGCAACGUAUUGCAAAUGCCUGUUUUGCCGAAAGAGGUGACGGUACGCAAGAUGAGAGCGACGACAACUACAUUUUGCUGGUUGGCCAACACCAGUACGAGUAUUACAUUUGCCCGAGGAUAGAAUACGCGAAUGGGCAUGAUACUGGCUCGGGUUUUGCUGCGGUCGAUGUGAAUGUAGUGAGUAUUAGUCCUUUGCAGGAAGGCGACGACAGCGGUUGGGAAGUAGUAUUGCUUUCCCCCUUACCUUCGCAGCCAGCAGACCUUCUUUGUGCUUUUGUGCGGUCGGUGGGAGAAGAUACCGCUCAACCUUCUGUGGAGGUUUAUAAUGGGGCAAAGUGGCUGGUACAACAAUACCCCGCUUACACCCAUAUGAAGGCUGAAGAAGAUGCGGGUCAUCUUAGCGAGUCUUUGGCUUCUAGCAUAUAUUUCUUUCACUGUGACCAUGCAAUAUACCAAAACCUGAUGGGACUGUUACAGAUUGCUGACUUUGCGUGGACAGCGGCGGUUAAUCGGGCAACCGCGUCCACUUCCAACACAUGGGUAAUAGCCCGCAGCGACGGUAAGAAUGCGCUUCUUAGCUUACGUAGAGGAUUUCUUUGUACGCGGCAUGCUGUGUUGCUCUCAGAUGAGACACUGUACGGAACUGUUGGGGGAAACCCCGCUGUGUCCCCGGCCGUUGCGCUACGUGGUAAAACUGCUGUGAUCAGUGCCGCCUUGGAACUCAAAUGGAACGCCACUCACAAGGACAAUGCUAGUUUCCCUGAAUUGCUCAGGGCUAAUAAAGAAACAUCUUUUCUUUCUGUGGUUUCUGCGCUUCUACGUACCUGGUCGAUGUGCUUGCUUUCUGAUGUGCCCGGAUGGACUGAAUUCCUUCAUCAAGAGCGACAGAUAGCCCUAUACAGCUUGUGUGUGAUGCCCUUACCACCUAACUCGUGGUGCUUACCACAACAAUAUGUGCGAGAGGUGUACGUGUCGCUACUGCUGUUGUCAUCAGCAUUUGUGGUAACUGUCCUUCGUCAGAACCUCUGCGGCCCCUGGGAACUGCUUCGGAAGGGCGUAUCGUCGUCGUUUAUGCGCAGUAUUGGUGUGACUGAUAUUUUACCGACUACCGGAAUGCAUCUUGAUCUCGUGCGACUUCUCAUACUUCGUGACGGUUGGGAAAAAUGUCGUUUGUUUGAUGCAACGUCUUUAUCUUCUGUUUGUUUCGUAGGUACUCUCAGUUAUGAGGAAAAGCUGCGGCAGGGGAAGUCAACAAAAGAUGAGGGCAGCUCCUACCACGAUAUACAUCUACAUAUAACAGUUCCACCCACAAAAAGGGAUGUACAAGUUUCACACAUCCUCGACCAGCAGCUAGCAGAGGAUGCAAUGUGGCUCGUUGAUUUGCCAUUCACUGUUCUCUACUUCGUGGCGGAGUAUAGGGCACAGACUUAUUCAACACCUAGCGGUUUCAAUGCCGAAGCGCCAUCAUCACGUUGUCGAGUAGCGCAUAUGUUGCCCUGCUACUGGCGCGUGUCGGCGCUUGAUUGGGCCCGGGGACUAUCUCAACACGCAUCCUUCACUUUACUAAGACCUUCGGGAGAUGAUGGAGUUGGUACGACAGAGGGGAGCAUCUCUGCGGAGGGCUGUGGAGACAAGGAGGGUAAUAGCGAAGGGCAAGAUGGGGUUCCUCCUCUACUAAUCCCGUUUUUAGUUCUGAAUCCCAAGGUUGUACCGCAAGCGCUGUUUCUUCAUGUGGACCACAGUCAGUUCUUUACAGAUCUCUCUGAAAAGACUGGGUUUAUUAUGCGACAGUCCGUCUUGCAGAACAUAAUGGAGGAGUCAGUGCGUGAGGGAGAGGAGGAUGCUGGGGAAGUCGAUAUGGUUUUUACUCCUUUACUUAAUCAACUGCUGCUAAGUAUUCUGGACGCUACGCCGUCUCAUUCCCCCGUUGCUACAGCGGAGCUUCUACCAAUUCAGCUGUUUGAGGAAUCACUUGAAGCGGUAAGCGGGGGAGCCGAGGCGGUUUGGGGAAGGGUGUACGCUGACACUCGCGUGCGUCUUAUGCGCCGCGUAGGGUAUCACAGAAAAGACGGCGUGAACAGCCACUCAUUAAAACGUUCGAGGGAUAACGGCACUGCAGGUUACGGUGGCGGCUGCCACGAGUCUUUGCGGCUGCUGGGGAAUAUUCAAACUCAUAUCCAAACCAUAGCCAAGUAUCAAUCCACCCUGCUGCAGUUGCAGUUAAGGUCGCAGAGGAGGAGGCCUUUAGUUCUCAGAUUGUAUAGGGAGCGUACAGGCAGCUCUGUGGGUGUGCAACCUAAAGGAAAGGAGCAGCAUGAAAGCAACAUACCACGCAGCGUUAGCGAUUUGGCGCAGCUCGUUUCUCGUGUUAUGUGCGCAAGCACAACACGUUUAGAAGAGGGGGAAUCAACAACGGCGAGACGAGCUGUGGACUCCCUUUUAUUCCCCUUGUGGUUGUUGCUUCUGGAUCUCCGAGAGUGUGGUGUAACGACAUGUGGUGGGCAAGUCGGAACUGAAGUCGUACGGAGGAUCUGUGAGGUUUCUUUUAAAGGUCUCACAACAAACGGUGUUGUUUUACCUGUUGAUACUUUUCUGCUGGAGGCGUACCAGUUUCUCAUGCAGGAUGCCUAG